AAUUUACAUACUAAGCCCCGCCCGCCGUGGCGAGCAUGUUCGUGCAUCCACACGGGAUCAUCCGCGGAAAAGGAAGAUAAUCACAGGCUGUCAGAAAAGUUUUCCUGCCGGGAAAGCAUCGGGCUCGAUCGGGCAGAGGACCGCCGGAGGAUCGCGCUCUAAGGAUUGUUAAUUAUCACAAUAAACUGUAUUCAUCAUGGACGCGCUUAAAUCCGCCGGGCGCGCGAUCAUUCGCAGUCCCAGUCUGGCUAAACAGUCGUGGACCUCUGGAAAACAUAAAAAGCUGCCAGAGAACUGGACAGACACGCGGGAGACGCUGCUGGAGGGGAUGGUCUUCCAGCUGAAGUAUCUGGGCGUGACGCUGGUGGAGGAACCCAAAGGAGAAGAGCUCUCAGCCGCUGCUGUCAAGAGAAUCGUUGCCACAGCUAAAGCUGGUGGGAAGAAGCUUCAGAAGGUGACGCUGAAGGUUUCUCCUCGAGGGAUUAUUCUCUAUGACAGUGUAUCAAACCAGCUAAUAGAGAAUGUGUCCAUAUACAGGAUAUCAUACUGCACGGCUGAUAAGAUGCAUGAUAAAGUGUUCGCCUACAUCGCUCAGAGUCAGCGCAACGAAACGCUGGAGUGUCACGCGUACCUCUGCACAAAGAGGAAAGUGGCUCAGGCGGUGACGUUAACCGUGGCUCAGGCUUUCCGUGUGGCGUUUGAGUUUUGGCAGGCUGCUAAAGAAGAGAAAGAGAAGCAGGUGAAGUGUGGAUCUGAUGGAGAAGCGGCCAGCAGCUCUCAGUCGGAGAGUUCAGUCAGUCUGGGCAGCACCAAAGGAGGAGAGGUGGCCACUGGGGAUCUACUGGACCUUGAAAUUGGAGUAAAGGAUCACUCAGGAAAAGACGCCACACACCCGGCACAGAACCUCAGCACAGAGAACAACAACACUGUCUGGGAACUUGAGGAUGGUCUAGAUGAGGCUUUCUCAAGACUCGCUGAGUCUCGCACUAACCCCCAGAUGCUGGACAUUGGGGUAAACCCUCAGGACUACAACCCUGAAGAGUGCCUGUCGCCUAGCAACUGGGACAGAGGCGAUGCUGAGGCUGCUGAUGCGGAGGACGCGUUCGGAUUCUGAUCGGAGGACCGCGGAGGAACCACACUAAAGCGAUGGAGCUCGUCUCAGCGGCGCCCUCUGGCGGCCUCAGAGCACUCCGCGCCCGGCUUUGAGUUGACAUGAGGGUCGGCAAACCCAACGAGAUGACUUCAACAAAAUCACAGACCAAAGCAAUAACACCCCACCCCUCUCCCCAAAUUAUGUUUAAGUAUAUUGAGAUUUUAAGUUUUCUGUUAGUAUACUUCCCAUAACCCCCCCCCUUUUUGUUGUAUGAAUAUGAAAUGUAUGUGCACAACAAUAACAAUAACAAUAACUAAUAUUUGCUGAUUUGUUAUUAUUAUUAUUAUUAUUAAUGGGUUUAAUUGCUGAGGCUAGCUUUGCAAUUCUAUGCAGUCGAAUUUCUGAAUAUAUAGUGUGAUUUAUUUUAGAUUUCGGGGCAAUGCUUACUAAAUUACAUGAUGUUUGACGUUUGUGUGGAGUUGGAUUGUGAUUUUUUUAAGUGGUGAAGGUGUCGUAUAUGUGAGUCGUCUGCCCUCCGAUGUGUGUAAAUGAAUGAUAAGCAGACACAAAGCAUGGAC
Messenger RNA from Carassius auratus (goldfish), 1671 nucleotides. Its product is annotated as low density lipoprotein receptor adapter protein 1-B-like. The record is from RefSeq and is a predicted model, not a curated record. Gene Ontology annotation, cellular component: early endosome. NCBI's taxonomy places the organism in Eukaryota, Metazoa, Chordata, Actinopteri, Cypriniformes, Cyprinidae. Bases 197 to 1114 code for a protein of 305 amino acids. The transcript is spliced from 9 exons.